Messenger RNA from Astyanax mexicanus (Mexican tetra), 11448 nucleotides. RefSeq names its product Rho guanine nucleotide exchange factor (GEF) 40 (gene arhgef40). Gene Ontology annotation, molecular function: guanyl-nucleotide exchange factor activity. Bases 216 to 5660 code for a protein of 1814 amino acids. The transcript has 27 exons. The record is from RefSeq and is a predicted model, not a curated record. NCBI's taxonomy places the organism in Eukaryota, Metazoa, Chordata, Actinopteri, Characiformes, Acestrorhamphidae.
UGGAUUAAGAAGCUGGUGAAGUUAGUUGGUCUGAGCGGUUCUGAGGCGCGGAGUCGCGGCGGAAUCCCGGAGUUCUGCGGACUAACCGGGUCAGUCCGGCUGUUUAUCUGUUUACUGACCCGCUGAGAGGAUUAAACCCGGGAAUUCUGAGUUUACGGACCACAGGAAGCAGCAAAUCACCGCAAUGUAGAGAGUCCACACAGUCCAGCUCAGCCAUGGGUUCGGAGGCGGUGGAGGACUGUGUGCAGGGGGCGCUGUCCUCCCUCUACCCCCCGUUUGAGAGCACUGCUCCCCCUCUCCUCUCCCAGGUCUUCUCAGUCCUGGAGUCCACCUACCAGCACGACAGUCUGCGCUAUCUCCUGGAUUUCUUCAUCCCAGCCAAACAUCUUCUCCACAGACUCCAGCAGCAUGCCUGCUCCCAGUACCUGGGCUGUCUGUUCCUGCAUUCUGGUUGGCCGCUGUGCCUGGAGGAGAAGGUGGUGGUCCAGCUCUCGACUCUCGACUGGAGACUUUUGCGCAGUACUGACUUCUACCUGCAAGUGGUGCCGUUUUCCACCCGUUGUCCCCGCCUGGCCCUGAAGUGCCUGGCCCCGGGGGGCCGCAACGUCCAGGAGGUCCUGGUGCCUGAGUCCCAGCAUCCCCUGGUUUUCACGGCUGAGUGGCUGCACUGCAUCAACAAGGAGCGGGGCUGCAACAGGGAAGGAGGUGGCUGUUUAGACACCUGUCUAGUCAGCACUUGUGACGGCGUGGUGCGAAUCCCCUGGGACGAGGUGGUGUACCCGAAAUUGCUCCACAACCCAACGGACCCUCUUUCCAGCCUGGAGCAUCCCUCCAAAGACCCUGCAGCCCCUAAAUGCCUCUCCCCGACCACAGGGGGUCUGGGAGUGGGGUGGGGCUCUUCCUCGGGAGAGGCCGACUCUUGGUCUUGGGACGAAGAGGACGACUUGCCUCCGGAUGGGGACGAAGCCGAGAUCGAGUCUGCUUUGGGACGCCUGAGGCAGGAUCAUCUGGUUGCAGAUGGUUCUGGGGAUUAUGUGGAGCUUCUGGAGCCUCGAGGAGGUCCUGACGGUGGCGCCGAUCCCAAGCAGCGAUACUUGGAGAUGCAUGGAAUCUGCAAGACUAAGACGCUGCCGCUGUGCAGGAGGAGCAAGGCAAUCCGGUUGCGCAAGGGAAAGGCGUGGGGGUAUGGCAGGGGCGAUGCUGCGGGAAGGACUGGAAGCUUGGGAAGGAGGGACAGCAACAACAGUGGCAAGGAAAAUGGGGCAACUCGGAGGGAUUCGAUGAAUUCGAGACCUCCACCUCGGGUUAUCAAUUUGGCUCGAGAAAGGAGGCCGUGCCCUCCUUGCCUACAGGACUCGCAUGAGGGUGGUACUGAUCCAUUAGGUCUGGAAAGCAGGGGACUUUAUUUGAAGGGUCCUGUCAAGGAGAGGAGGCCUGGUGUGGGGAAGGAAAGAGAGGGAGUUGGUAGCACUUUGCCUUGGGAAGAAAGUGCCAAAGGAAGGGUCUCAAUAGGCCAUAGCUCUAGAGUUGAGGAUUGCAAUGAAGUAGACUUACCUGUAGCAGGUAAUCCAGGGGUGGACCAUCCAGUUGAAGAUCACGGUCUGCACUUAGACUCUGUUUUUAAGAGCGAUAAGUCUUCGACUGGCACUUUAGACAGUAGAGUUAAAUGUUCAGGAGAAUUAGCCAAUGCUUCCAAAGAUGCCAACACUUCAGAUUCUAGAAAAACGUUGGCGGAAACUGUCAACGGAUCUGAAACAAAGCUAAAGCCACUUGCAGACUCCUCUCGUAACAAGGAAUCACACUCCAAGUACAAUAUUCAGAGCCUAACCAAAGAUUCAUCUAACUCCAAAAAUCAAACGGGACGUUGUAACGAACUCAAGAAGCAGAAUCAAGGUAGAAAUCCCUCUCAACCAGGUACCGACAGUGCUGCCAGUGAAAAGCAUGCUGGGAAGACGGAGGAACGCGUGUGUCCCAGAGGAAGGGAAGUUAAAGCAGCUGGAUUUCGAGCACCCAGACGGAAGAGGAAGGGUAAAGGAAAAGGAAAGGGCAAAUCCGGUGCUCGUACCAACCAAAAAAACAAGGGAGAACCUCAAAGUCUCUCAAAGACCCAAAACAAGGCCUGCCCAGCCUCCACCACCUCAGAUUCACUGGCUAACCCUUCCCACUCUGAGGACGCCCAACCAGAGGAGCCCAAAAAACAGGAAAAAGAGCCUGUUUUAACCAAUGGCAACGCAGCAGAGCCUGAAUCUGCUGGCACAAGUCCAGCUGAAAAACUGGAAGUUCAAUCUGAAAACACCAAAGAUUCAAAAACCCAGUCGGGCACAUCCUUACCUGACCACUCACCUGAAGGAGACGGGUCAUCAGGACCUUCUGUCCAAUCCAAAGCUCCCCUGUCUCCUGAAGCUCCUCCUCUGCUUAGGGAUUUAGACGUUGAGCUCCUCCAAUCAGGAACGUUCAUAAUGACAGGUACUGUGGACAGACUUGGACGAGGUUUGGUUAUUACAGAAGCUCACGUCCCUAAGGAGGGUCACCAUGUCAGUGAUGUAGUGCAGCUGUUGUCCUGUUUUUACACCAGUACCAGACCUGCAGCCCGAGAGAAAGGCCUGACUGUACUGGUGGACAGCAGACAGGCUCCUCCCCCUGAACUCUGCCUCUCUGCACUAAAGCUACUGAAGGCUCAGUUACCAGCAGCUCUUGGUUCUGUUCUAAUUCUCACAAAAGAAGAUCAGGAGUCGGCCCCGCCCACUCUGGAUGGAAUAGAGGUGCAUUCAGUGAGAGGUACUGGGGUCCUGCAGCAGUAUGUGGACAGGCAGCAGCUGACCAAGGAUCUGGAUGGAGACUUUGAGCACUCUCAUGCUGAUUGGCUGACCUUCAGGCUGAGCCUGGAGCAGCUGACCCAGCGCUGCCAGAGCGCCCUCUCUCUGCUGGAGGAGGCGCUGCAGUCCAUGGAAACAGAGCCGCUGCCCGACUGCAUUAAGUCUGUGCCGCUCAGUGUUGAUAAACACAAGCAGCUGAUGUCGGAUGUUUUGGCCGAUGAGCGUCUGACAGAGCUCCAAAGAAGGGGCGGGGCUUGGCUGGCUGGACUGGCUAACGGAACCUCAGGAUUGGCUCAGAAGUCGCCAGACUGCAGGGCCGCUUUAUCCGCGACCUCUAGCCUGUACGACAGCGUGGACGACGCGCUCCAUCGGCUGGUGAGGGUCUCCAACCAGAGGGGUCACGACCUGGAGGCACUGGGGAGACUGGCAGCUUUAGUGAACAGACUGGACAAGUGUGAGGUGGAGAUAGAGCGAGUGCAGGAGCAGCUGGAGGACUAUAAGGAUCCGCCCCUUUCUCUCAGCCGCCUGUCACUCAAACAGCAGAAGUUCAGAAGCUUCCGAGAGUCGGCCAUGGAGCUUCACAGUGAGACUCUAGUGGUACUGGGAGAGGUUGAGAGUUGGUCUGAACUUGAUUGGCCAGGGCUGGGGGCGGUCCUUAAACGACUCCCACCAAUCAGAGAGAAGGUCAGAGACAUGUCUCACUGUCUGUCCGACUGCUGGACACAACUGGACAACACACAGAGACUGCUGUCCACUCUAACUGAGGCGUCCCAGUGGUGCGAUGUGGUCUCCUCCUCCUCCCCCCUCUCUUCCCCCUCCUCCCCGCUCUCCUCGCUCCCCCCCAUCCCGCCGUCCCGGUUCCAGGACGCCCGGGCCCUGGCUCUUGAGCUGGGGGGCGGGGCUCUGCUGGAGCUCUGGGCGCAGACUCUGGACCGGUACCAACGGACGCUGGCCCACUUUAAGACCCGGGUUCUGCAGGCCGAGCGCGGUUCACCCACAGCCGCCCAGGGCCAGGAGCCCGAAUCAGGCCCGCUCCGGACCCCGCGGACCCCUGGGCCUGGUACCACCAGCAUGUGGGAGCUGGAGGGGGAGGUGGAGGCGGAGUGGAGCGGUGGGGAGGGUGGGCUGCAGUCCUGGGGGUCUCUGGCCUCGGUUUUCCGCCCUCAGAACUGCUCCACGCUGAAGAUCGGAGAGGAGAAGAAGAAGGAGGGGUCCGGGGGGACGGCGGGAGGCGGGAAGUUCCUGCAGAACCUUCUCAACCCAAACAAGAAGAGCCCCACAGAAGCUCCUCUGCCCCCCAAACCUCCGCGGAAACGCCACCCGAGCUUCGACCUACAGGCCCUGCUGGCACCGCGGCGAGCGACCGCCACCGUGACCCGCCCCGCGGAGGCGCCGCUGAGCGCCGGGAGCCGGGCCUCGCCCCUGUCCUGGCUGGGCAGGAAGGCUGUAGCUGACCCCAUCCUCACCGCGGGGAUCUCAGCCGCCGUGCCGGGGUGGAGGGACACCGGAGGAGGAGGAGGUGCAGGAGGAGGUGUUGGAGGUGGUGUUGGUGGAGGGGUGCUGAUUCGGGGAGUGGAGGUCAGCAGUAGGGAGAUCGCUGAUCAUACCGGACUGACCCGGCAGCACGUCCUGCUCGGCCGGACGGAGAGAGAGAUGGGUGGAGAGAGGCCUGGAACCACGGCUCAGAGUAAGCUGUACCUGCAGUGGUGCCGGCUGGUGAGCUCUGAGAGGCAGUACGUGUCUCUACUGAAGGCUGUAGAAGAGAAUUACCUCCCCCUGCUGGACAGCGCGGAUGCCCCGCCCCCUCUGAGAGGGAAGGCUGACCAGCUCUUCUCCAAUUGGCGCAGCCUUGCAGCCUUCCACUCGCAAUUACUCCUCCCCGCCAUGGAGGGUGCUCUUUCCCAGACACUGCAGCAAACUGACUGCUUCAGUAAAUGCAGGGAUCAGUUCGUGCAGUACUCGCACUACAUCCGCAUGAAGCCUGAUCCGGACUCUUUACUCGUCAGCCAGGCUGUUGACUUCUUCAAGGUGAAGCUGUCCGGUUCUCCCUCUCUCUCCUCCGUCUCGUUUCCUCAGUGUCUGUUGGCUCCGACUCAGAGGCUGCAGCACUACUGCGAGAUCCUGGAGGAACUGGGAGGUCUAAACCCCGCCCCUGACUCCGCCCUCUCCAUUCUGAGACACGCCCAGCGGCACGGAGAGGACCUGCGGGCGAGCGACCUGAUCACGGGCUGUCCGGUCCCCGUAGCAGAACGUGGUGAGCUGGUACGGCAGGGUGAGCUGUGUGUGUGUGCGGGGGGGAGGAGGAAGAAGACAGGAAUGAGGAGUGUGUUCCUUUACCAGCAUUACAUCAUCUUCACCAAACACAAGACCCCCAGCCCCGGACGCAGCGUCUACAGCUUCAAACACUGCCUAAAGACGGGAGAGAUGGGUCUGACUCAGAGUGUUGGAGAGGAGGGUCUGAGGUUCGAGGUCUGGGUGAGACAGAACUCCAGAACCAAGGACUGUCUCACCCUGCAGACGUCCAGCCCUGAGGAGAGAGAGGUCUGGACCCACGACAUCGCCCAGCUCCUGUGGACUCACGCCAUCCAUAACACAGAACUGUGUCUGAAGGAAUCUCUGUGUAUGGGAGUGUCCAGUAAGCUGCUGCUGGAUGUAACCGGAACUCCGACAGCUGAGCUGGACUCCAGUUUCAGUCUUAAUGACAGAGUUCAGAGUAGCUGUUCAGACUCCUCUUCAGUGGGGAGUCAGAAGGAAGGAGGUUCUCCAGCUGUUGCUCGAGACCCAAAGAGGGACUCAACCCAAAGUGUCCACACUCAGAAUUCAUCGCCGUCCACCACCGUGUGAUAAUCAUCUCGAGAUUAAAGAAUUAAAAUGGACAUUCACUGGAUAUCGGGACAACUGGACUCUGGGACAACAUGCUGAAGUAAAAAUAAAAUAAAAAAAAAAAGACUGGAAGACUCAGCAGCAGUUCCUAUACCUACAGUACUCCUAUACUCUAUACUACAGUACAGUAUCUCACGGUCUGGAGGAGGACACGCCUUCACUCACUCUGCAGAGCAUCUCCCAGUUCCUCUGUGGUGGAAAGACUGGUUUCCAGGUACUGGAGCUUGUUUGCAACUGGCUCCUCUGAUGGAUUAGCUGCUUAAAAGUGAACCAAAAAAAAAAAACUUCAAAGAUCUAACAGGAUCUAAAAGCUCAUUCCAUAACUUCAGUGAUCAGUGUUAUAAGAGUGGGCGUGGCUUCAGCCCUGAAUAGUUUCUUUUUCAGAAUUUUUUUCAUUCUUUUUCUCUUUUCCUCUCAUAAUCAAAGAACUUUCAUCAUUACAGCACCUAAUAAUUACAGGCUAAUGCUAUCUUGCUGCACUCGUGAUUCGCUGUUAUCUCGCCAUUCCUAUUUUUGGACGUUAUUCACACACACUGGCUGCGCUGGUACCAAAUCAAAGAUGACGCCAAUGCCAGUUCAUUAUCUUCCAAAUAGCAGUUUGCCAGCGAGGCCUGGGGGAAAUUUCUGCACAGAAUUAGUAGUCACGCACCAGCACUUCAAAGCGCACGCCAUCAAAAGUCACAGCAAAUAUAAGCAAAUAUGAUCUUUUGAGGAAAGCCUGGAUUCUUCGAUUGUGUGGAGAUUUUUACGCUUUUAUUGUGAUCUGAAGAAUCGAAAUUAUGGUGCUUUUUGAGUUUUAAACCUGUGAUGUUUGGAAAUUCAGGGAAAUUAUGGGUUUAUUUUAUGUUUGGAUAGUCUGUGGACAGGCCAGCUUACUUAUUGAAGUGUGCUACAAUAUUACAAUUAUUAAAAAUAAUCCUUAUUAACACUUCUACAGCGAACAUACUUCAGAAUCUGGAGUCAUUCCAACUUAAAAUGAUGCAGAAACUAAAUACAGAUUGUUUUUUUUUUUACAGAGUUUGAACAGCAAGUGGUUUGAAUCCCAGUCAUGCAGCUUGCCAUCAGCUGCCGGAGCCCUGAGAGAGCACAAUUGGCCUUGCUCUCUCUCUCUCUCUGGAUGGGUACAGUAGUAGAUGGCGCUCAUUCCCUUCAUCACUCCAAAGGGUGAUGUGGAUCAGCACAAGGCUGCGUCUGUGAGCUGUUGUAUCAGAACCGAGUCGCUGCGCUUCACCCUCAUGGUGUUGUAGGGAAAUACAGCUGAGUAGCAGCUAAAUAGGUGGGAAAAUUGGUUUUAAUUAAAAUAGGAGAAAAUUAGGGGGGAAAAAUGAUAAUAAAUGUAUGCAGUCUGCGGAUAAACAAUCAGUGCUUUAUAAUUUAGUAGCAGAUACUAAACUCACUAAAUUCAAUCACAUAUUAUGUCAAGAAAUGAACUCUCUUUUGUUAUUUUGUCUUUUAUGUUGUGUGUGGACCUAACUGUUAAUGUUUGAGUUAAGUUAACAUUCUUUAUUCAGUCAUUAUUUUAGAUGCAUCAUUUUAAGUUGGACUAACUUUGAACUGAUUUUACACAGUGCGUGGAUCCACGGAUUUCCCAGCUCCGCCCUCCUAAAGUCCAGCUCAGUAUUAUAUACAGUGACGUAAACCAAAUGAUUGGCCCCUUACAGAUUUAUUUUAUUUUUGCAGUUUUGCCAUACUUACAUUUUUCAGAUUAUUAAACAGACUUUAAUAUCAGACAAAUAAAACCUGAAUUAAUAUGAAAAGUACUUUUUUAAAUGAUUAUUUUGUUUACCGAAGGGAAAAAACACUAUUCAAACCAAUCCAAUCUAGCCCUUUGUAAAAAAGUGUUUGCUUGCCCUAUAAAUUAACUGUAAUUAAUCAAACUUUUUAGAAAUCUAAGUUUAAUUUCACUACUAACCACAACCAGACCUGAUUACUGCCAGACAAAUCAGAGCCAGAGAAUAUCCAGCCAUCUGUUGACCGUGACCUCAAGCUCAGGCGUACUUGGGUUCUGCAGCAGGACAAUGACCCACAGCACACAAACAAGCUCUUCACCUCGGAACGACUUAAAAAUAAAAACUAAAUGAAGGUUUUGGAGGAGUGGUCUAGUUAAAGUCUAAUUGAUUGAGAUGCUGUGGACGAUCUUAAACAGAAAGGUUAUGCUGGAAAAUCAUUCAAUGAGUCUGAAUUUAAAUAAUUCUGUAAAGAAGAGUGGAACUAAAUUCCUCCACAGAGAUGAGAAAGACUCACUUCCAGUUAUCAGUAAAGCCUGAUUUGCAGCUGUUAUUGGAUUUAGAAGGCAAACACUUUUCCACACAGAUUGGUUUGGAUAGAAUAAAUAAAAUUAUCAUUUAAAAAGUGCUUUUUAGAUUUUACUAUUAUUUGGAAAAAUAUUAGUAUGACAAAAAUGCAAAAAACGUACAACAUCUAUAGGGGGCAAAUACAUUUUCAAACCACUGUAUUAAUCUGUAUAUAUUAUAUAACGUACGGCAUCUGUACGACUGUAUGACUGUGUUUUGUGUGUUUAUUCCUCGAGUAUAAUACUACAUAAUAUCAGUGUAGGGCAUCUAACACUGCAUGCUCUGCUGAAGCAGGUCAGAAUUUUGAAUUUUAGCUAUUUCUAUCUAUAAGGUGCUGAUUGUUUUGUUUUUUACUUUUUCCCCUGAGUGUAAAUGCAAAUUUUUUGUUUUUCUCAGUUUUUCUUGCUUUUUUAUUGGGUUUUUCUCAGUUUUUACAGAUGUUCAGGUCUUGUUUUGUCCAACAGGAGGUGCUAGGGAGCAGAAACAGCUUGAAGACAAUGAGUCUGGCAUUUUUCAAACACUCUGCUAAAGGCCAAAUCCAUUUUUUUGUGUUCAAGCCAAUGAAUUAUUGUUCUCUUAUGGUGAUGCUGUACAUGUUCAGAUCUCAUUCUCGUUCUCUGGCUUAAUCCACACGUUUAAUAAACACUAUAAACUGUAUAAACCCCAGGGCCUGGUUCUCUGGACAGAGGUAUUUAUUACAUAUAGUAAUAUACAGCGCUGGAAAAAAUUAAGAGAGCACUUCAGUUUCUGAAUCAGUUUCUCUGAUUUUUUUUCUUUUUAUAGGUUUAUGUUUGAGUAAAAUAAACAUUGAUGUUUUGUUCUAUAAACUACAGACAACAUUUCUCCCAAAUUACAAAUAAAAAUAGUCAUUUAGAGCAUUUAUUUGCAGAAAAUGAGAAAUUCAGCUUUCAGACCUCAAAUAAUGCAAAGAAAACAAGUUCAUAUUCAUAAAGUUUUAAGAGUUCAGAAAUCAAUAUUUGGUGGAAUAACCCUGUUUUUUAAUCACAGUUUUCAUGCAUCUUGGCAUCAUGUUCUUCUCCUCCACCAGUCUUACACACUGCUUUUGGAUAACUUUAUGCUGCUUUACUCCUGGUGCAAAAAUUUAAGCAGUUCAGAUCAUCCAUCUUCCUCUUGAUUAUAUUACAGAGGUUUUCAAUUUGGUAAAAUCAAAGAAUCUCAUCAUUUUAAGUGGACUCUUAUUUUUUUUUCCAGCGCUGUAUGUGUAUAUGAUUAAGGCCCAGUCCUAUUUUUCCUUAACUAACUACAAGAGAAAGGGGUGAAAUUGUCCCCUAAUAAGUGGAACAAUCCUUAAAGCACGAGCUCAGCAGUGCCAAAGUCAGAGCUCACCUGGCUCCUAAAGGGAAUGCUUAAAGUGAAAGUGACACGCUGAUUGGUUUAUUUCACGCCACACUCCUAAAACACACCCAUGAUUAAUUAAGUGAAUUACUACAUGCCUUUUGCGUGUUUUAAGCUGUGCAAGGUGUACUUUUCCCGUUGUUACGAUAGCAAAGACACACUGACAUGCCCUAAAUCAAGGUAUUCUUUUCCCAUUGUUAUGAUAGCAAAAAACAAUGACACACCCUAAAUCAAGGUGUACUUUUCUCAUUGUUGCAAUAGCAAAGAAACACUUACAUGCCCUAAACCAAGAUAUACUUUUCCCAUUGUAAUGAUAACAAAAACCCACUGAUACACCUUAAAUCAAGGUGUACUUUUCCCGUUGUUAUGAUAGCAAAUACACACUGACACACCCUAAAUCAAGUUAUACUUUUCCCAUUGUUAUAAUAGCAAAAAAACACUGACACACCCUAAAUGACCCUAAAACAAGCUAAAAUAGGGCCAUAAAAGUUCAGAUUUGAGCAUAUUUUCCAACACAGAUCCUACUGUUACUCUGCUGUUAGUUAGUGCCAUAUGAAUUCUCAUACCCACCACUCUCUCUCUUUCUCUCUCUUUCUUUCUCUCUCUUUCUCUCUCUGGCCCGGGUUCUCUCUUGCUGUUCGAGGGGAAGAGGGUUCUGCUCCGGCUCGGAGCUGCGUGAGGAUCCAGCUGGCUUUGAUUGUCAUGGCGGCUCCGCCAGCCAAAUCCGAGGAUGGUUUGCAUGAGAGCGAACGCUGUGACUUUCUGCUUUCUUGCUUUAUGAGUUAUGUAAUUGUUGAACCCCACCCUCGUAUAUAUUCUAUUAUCCUCCAUCAGACCUUCAGCUGCUUUAAUCUCGCAGAGCUCCGCAUCGCUCCACUCGUCCUAGAGAAUCUGCGCUGGAAUUUCUAAAAGGCUAAUUUUAUAGCUUUACAAGAAAAGAGUAAUUUCAAAUAGAGCUGGGUGAUAUGGAUUUGCCAUCAGCGGCCGGAGCCCCGAGAGAGCACAAUUGGCCUUGCUCUCUCUCUGUCUCUCUGGGUGGGUACAGUAGAUGGCGCUCUUUCCCCUCAUCACUCCUAGGAUGAUGUUGAUUAGCACAAGGCUGCGUCUGUAAGCUGGUGUAUCAGAACCUAGUAAACCGCUGUGAUGCCAUAACGUUUCUCAUCCCACAGCUUUUAGGGUGGGAUCACGACAAAUUUGUAAUAUCGUAGGACCUUGACCUGAUUAGCUUGCACUUAGCUUGAUUUUCCUACUUAAAGUUUAAGUUCAUUCACAACUUUCCCUUUCUAGUUUUAUUUUGUGUUUUAAUUUGUGUAAAGAGGUGAUCUGGUGAUCUGGAAUCAUCAAAAAUUGCACCCAACAUCACGACUGCAGGCUCUCUGGAUGUGUACAGUUUGUUAAGUUCUGGUGGUCGUCCAGUUUGGGAAGAGUCAGUCUAUCUUCUGCUCAUUCAUCUUCUUUAUCUUACUUUCUGCUCAUCUCUUUCUCCUUUUAUUUAACCCAAAACAUGGCUCGCUCCAGCCGCCGCUCCGGGACUCUGUGUGGUCGGGCCAGGCUGAUUCUUAUCAAGAACUAACAAGAACUAAUGCUUUUAGAGUUUCUCUGACAUUCCUUAGGACUUUAUCCUGCUUUAUUAGAGAGAGUGUGUGAGUGUAAGUGUGUAUUAGUGAGAGAGAGAAAUAGAGAGGGCGAGCGAGAGAGAGAGUGUGUGUGUGUGUGUGUGUGUGUGUGUGUGUGAGCUGCAUUAGGAAUGUAGCUAAGGCUUUAAACCCACACCAAACUCAAUCCAAACAUACUUUCCACAGUGGGAAAUCUGUGCGAUUCAGCGCUUUUGAAGCAGCUCGCUCUUCACAACUAUAAAUACCUUGGCAUGACUCGCCGUUUUCAUUGUAAAUAGGAGCUUCUACCAAAGAAACACAGCGCUCUCAUAAGCUUCUCAGCCUCUUUUUGAUACUGUUUACAUGUAUUUAGCGUCGUAAAACCCUCUUAUCUGCAUUAAUGAUGGAUCGACUGCAUGCUGUGUUGAUCUUUGUUUCACUUUUGUACUUGUUGUGUCUGAUUUUGUCGCUCCUGAGAGAAUUAAAACUGGAGAUGAACCAGAA